UGCCGCGCGUGGCUUUGCGACGCGGUGCGUUGGUCCACCGACACGGAGGUGUGGCCAGUGUGGUGCUGUGGCGUAUUGCUCCGUCUCUCAUCAGGUUUUGUAACUUCUGCUUACUCUCUCUCUCUAAGCCUUGUUCUUCUUCAUCGACCUAAUCGGUUCUGGAGAAACAAAGAAGUGGUGAUUUGAUCGUUCUCUUGUAAGCUAGUUAAAUAGACUUCACAUUGGAGCUAUCACAAGGAAGAGUGUGAGAGAUUAGAAGAGCAAAUGCGUCGUGUUGAUCUGUUGAAUGAUUUCCCAUUCACAUUUACAGAAGAAGCUACGGUUCAGGUUAGUCGAAAACAGGAGAGCAGGUGCUCGUUUCUCAGCAAAAGGGAUUUACAUCAUGUUGGAAUGUGGAUGUAUGAGUGUAACUGUGGAGCCUCUGCUUCUUUUUCGUCUUAUCAUAGUUUUAAUAAUGAAGGUUGGCAUCUGCCGAGCUCUUCGUGUCCAUGUCGUGGCCCUUUAUGUCAAGUUACAAAACAGCUUUGUAGUUGGACGGACUAUUUCGAGUGGAGAAAGAUACCUCUAGAUUCUCCUGUAGCUCUACUUCUCCACUGGCCACUUACGAUAUAUCAUGCACUUCAAGCCAUUGGGAUGGGAAAUUUGACUCCCCAAAUAAGUUAUGAACUUCGUAUACAUUAUCUUGGGCCUCAGAAAGAGCUUGGCCAACUUGGUGUCUUCGCUGAGCUGCUAGCUCUCUUCCCUGGUUUUCGCAUACGCAUAGAGCUUGUUGGACCUGACGUUCCACAACGAAUGGAUGGAGAGAUGGUCUCGCUUAGCAGAUACUCCCGUUGCAUGGAAGAAGAAUGCGAAUGUAAGUAUUCAAGCGAAAUUCCCAAUCCCGGUAAAGAAUCUGCCUUGUCUUCAGCUGUGUCGUUACAGCUCCAUAGAGGAUUUUACCAUGAUCGUUACAGUGACAUAACAAAGGAUUCACCUCCUCCUCACAUAGUGAUUGCUCCAAACGCUGGUGUCGCUGCAUAUCCAAGUUGGUUGCCAACUAUUGAACUGAUAAAGGAGAUAAAAGUCCCAGCUGUAUUCACUGAUUACUGUGAAGAAGCUUGUCAUUUGGCGGCUUGUUGCAUUAAAACAAUCACAGGACAACCUCUAUCAUUACCUAUUGAGUUGAAUCCAUUUAGACAGCCGAUGGCGGUGGAGGAGAGUCCUCUGUUGAUCCCUUGCUACUCAAACUGCUUCAUCUUCGCAAUGUAAAAACUCUACAAAAUUAAUGCAUUUGACCAAACAUUAUCUAUUCAAUAAAUGUAGUACCAUGUCACAUCAUUUUG
Molecule: messenger RNA, 1322 nt
Organism: Camelina sativa (false flax)
Lineage: Eukaryota; Viridiplantae; Streptophyta; Magnoliopsida; Brassicales; Brassicaceae
Source: RefSeq, a predicted model, not a curated record